Messenger RNA from Solanum dulcamara, 1057 nucleotides. RefSeq lists its product as uncharacterized. Bases 444 to 911 code for a protein of 155 amino acids. The record is from RefSeq and is a predicted model, not a curated record. Lineage: Eukaryota; Viridiplantae; Streptophyta; Magnoliopsida; Solanales; Solanaceae. The transcript has a single exon.
AUUUUGUUCUUUCAUUACUUUGGUUGAUUGAUUUAUCAAUAAAGAUUUGAUCUUUAAUUUCGUCCCCACUGAUACAGCUAUUAGUUUUGAUGUGAUUUAUGGUGGAGUUUGGCUAAUGUUUGUAUCUGUUAAUCAGACUUUCUGGUUUAGAAGAGAAUUGUUGGUAUGGUUAGUUGAUGUGGUUCAUGGGAAUUGGCAGCCUUUGUUGUGCACAAUUGGUUGAUCUUUUGCUGUCCAUAUUGACUCCAUUUUUUGAGUGUUUUUUGUUCAAAUAGUUAGGUGAACAACACUAUCAACCAGAUCCCUUCUGCACAACUGCCAGUCAACAACCUUGAUCUGUCCUCUCUUUCUCCUUCCUGCUUUGUGUAUAUUUAAGCACCACACCACAACCUGAAUUCUGCACCUUACAAUUCAGAGCCUUUUCGAUCUUAUACCACUGCAAAAUGGCCAGUGAUAAAACAUCAUGCCAAGAUGAGCGUGCAGGAGCGGAAAUUGUAUAUGGAGCUGAAGAGUGCUAUAAUCAUUCUCUUGAGCUCCUGAAAGAGUUGGGAUUUCCCAUGGGUGUCCUUGCUCUUAAAGACCUUGAAGAAUGUGGCUGUGUUCGCGAAACUGGAUUUGUGUGGAUGAAACAAAAGGCUCCGUAUGAGCAUUACUUCGUUGCAACAAAAACUCUAGUUAGCUAUGCCACAGAGGUCACUGCCUACGUGGAGAAAGGAAAAAUGAAGAAAAUGACUGGAGUUAAGAGUAAGCAACUAUUUAUGUGGGUGCCAAUAGUUGAGAUGAGCAUUGAGGAUCCUGCUCAGAACAAAAUUCACUUCAAGAUUCCUAUAGGAAUUGGAAAGUCGUUUCCCUUAACUGCUUUCAUGACUGACGAAGAGAAGAAGGCAUAUCUGGAGAAAGCUAACGAGUAGAGCAAUUAUCUAUAUGAUUGCCCUUUUUGCUUCUUUUCGGCUCAAUAUAUUUUUCUGUAUUUAUUUUUUCUGGCAUCAGGGCAUUGAUGCCUUUUGUUUUAUCUGAUUUUCAUAUGCUUGUUAAAAGAAUAAUCUUUAUGAACCAA